AUGGCAAUCCCGAAGAGAUCGUCCAAAUGGUACCGCAUCAAGUGGUUCACUGACGAGGACACUGCCGAAGAACGUAAGCUCAUCUUGAAGCUGGAUCUCCUAAUCGUCCCCUAUGCUUUUCUUUCUUACUGGGUCAAAUACAUCGACCAAGCAAACAUAAACAAUGCGUACGUCGGAGGUCUCAAAGAGGACCUGAACUUCCAAAACAAUCAGCUCGUACAUCUUCAGACGCUGUACACCCUCGGUGCAGUUCUUGGACAGCUGCCAUUCUUGUUUCUAUUCCCUAAGAUUCCGAUGUAUUUGUUAAUACCAUCUCUGGAUGUCGUCUGGGGCGUGUUUACGCUGCUUCAGUACCGAGCCAACUCCUACGCUGAACUCGCGGCGUAUCGUUUCUUGGUCGGGUGGUUUGAGGCUGCCUUUUUCCCGGCGAUGCACUUCAUCUUCGGCUCCUGGUAUCGUGGCGACGAAAUUGCCAGAAGGGGCGGCGUGUUCUAUGUCGGUCUCACCCUAGGAACCAUGACCGCAGGCUUCAUCCAAGCCGGUGCGUCAGCGAAACUAGACGGCCUCCAUGGACUCGCCGGCUGGAGGUGGAUGUAUAUCAUCUGCGCCAUCAUCACCAUCCCAAUCGGCCUGCUCGGACUCGUAGUUCUUCCAGGAACGCCAGACAAGCCCAAUCGACUGAUUCUAACGAAGAAAGACAUCGAGCUUGCGUCUUUUCGGCUAGAAAGGGCAGGCCACGUGCUUACCGGAAAAGUCACGUGGGGUACCGUCGUGAAGUUGGCGAAGAGUCCGCGGAUUUGGGCGCUCCUGCUUCUGGAUGUCUUCUUCUGGAAUGGCAGUGUCAACACAUCGACAGGCGGGUAUCUUCUCUGGCUCAAGAGCUUGAAACGCUACUCUAAGAGCCGACUGAACGAGCUUGGUACAGCGUCUCCAGGUCUCGGUAUCUUCUAUACGCUCCUCGUGUGCUUUUCGUCGGACCUGCUCCUUGGGCCUGCUUGGGCAAUUACGCUGGCGCAUACGUGGAACAUCAUCGGACUAGUGAUUCUGACGAUAUGGGAUGUUCCGGAGCCGGCGAAGUGGUUCGCGUUCAUGACGACGUACUCCGCAGUCGCCAUGUCGAGCGUUUUGUACGGAUGGAUCAACAGCCAGCUGAAGUAUUCUCCGGCAGAGCGAUCUUUCACGCUCCUUCUGGCGAAUGCUCUAGCACAGUCAACCACUGCAUGGACUCCGCUUUUGACAUUCAAGACUAUGGAGGCUCCGCGGUUCAAGAAGGGGUACCCUUUCGUACUGGCGAAUGCGGUAUGUCUAAUUGCCCUCGCGCACAUAAUCUCGUGGUAUAUCGAGCGGAAAGAGUAA
This is a messenger RNA of Mytilinidion resinicola, 1356 nucleotides long. Its product is annotated as MFS general substrate transporter. The transcript is spliced from 2 exons. The record is from RefSeq and is a predicted model, not a curated record. Gene Ontology annotation, cellular component: membrane. NCBI's taxonomy places the organism in Eukaryota, Fungi, Ascomycota, Dothideomycetes, Mytilinidiales, Mytilinidiaceae. Gene Ontology annotation, biological process: transmembrane transport. Gene Ontology annotation, molecular function: transmembrane transporter activity. Bases 1 to 1356 code for a protein of 451 amino acids.